Molecule: messenger RNA, 267 nt
Organism: Eruca vesicaria subsp. sativa (arugula)
Lineage: Eukaryota; Viridiplantae; Streptophyta; Magnoliopsida; Brassicales; Brassicaceae
Source: the annotation of a GenBank genome assembly
AUGGCGAUGAGUCAGAAUUCUUCAGCCUCUAUUGGGUCGGUUCCUCCCAACGACGGUCCUCCAUCUCUCCGUCAAGCAAAUGCACAGAUUGCCGUGUUAGAGAUCUCAAGAUCAUCUGGUUCAGUUAAUGAACUCUUGAAGACCAUCGAAGAUCGCAUAACAGAUCAUAUCACUGAAACUCAGUCAGUCUUACGUAAAGCACUUGGUUUCUAUGGCGGUGGAUUUGCUAUAGCCACAGCCUUAGUCAUCUAUUUUAUGAAAAAGUAG